Molecule: messenger RNA, 27473 nt
Organism: Liolophura sinensis
Lineage: Eukaryota; Metazoa; Mollusca; Polyplacophora; Chitonida; Chitonidae
Molecular function (GO): calcium ion binding
Source: RefSeq, a predicted model, not a curated record
AUGAGCCUCAUAAAUCUAACUUAGUUCGAACUUUGAGGACUGUUCGCGGCGGACUGUUCAAGCCGCCUGGCGAUCGGCCCGGGGUGAAGAAUAAACUCGUCAUUGUGACCAGUCACGUGCCGGAAAUGGCGUCUAAAAAGGCCAUAAAUGUGGCCAAGAAAUUGGUUCGGUCUGGUGUUGAAAUAUUUGGUAUUGGCGUGGGCUUACCAAAUCAGGCUGUGCUGUCUGACAUUGUGUCCUCUACAACUGAAAAGCACCUACUCUCAGUUCCCGGCUUCACCGACCUCUCUCCUAUCUCUGACACUAUUGCCUCUAAACUCUGCAUGGGUGGCCAGGUUGCUGGGCAACGGAAUUCAGGGAACGGAAAACUAGACCUAGUCUUUUUAAUACACUACUCCAGUAGGACGUCGUCGGCAGAGUUCAGUGAGCUGACGAGAUUUUUACAAUAUAUCGUCCAGCAACUGGACGUAGAUUCGGGGGCUGUACGAGUAGGAGCUGUAGUUUACGGGACAAGUGGUUACUUGCAGUUUACGCUCCAGAAAUACUCCAGCAGCCGUGACGUUCAAAAUGCUUUGGGCAAGAUGUCUUUCUCUUACCGCUCCUCGAAAUCUAACUGGAACUCCGCGUUUACGGUUGUGUCCAGACGCAUGUUCACGGCGUCAAAAGGCGACCGCGCCGACGCCCAAAACGUCCUGAUGAUUGUGACGGAUUCCGACGACAACGCUAAGAAGAGGAAGGCGCUGCAGCAGUCGUUGGCACUAAAGAGUAAAGGCGUUGUGAUCACCGCCGUAGGCAUCGGUCAAGACAGGACGUCGGCGCUGAACGGUCUUGUGACCACGCCCCUGAACGAGAACACCUUCUACACGUCAGGAUACAACGGUCUUCCGGCUCUCAGAGGAAACGUCAUCAGCAAAUUAAUGAGAGGAUGCUCCGGAGAUCUCGUAGACCUCGUAAUUUUGCUAGACGUUUCCACGAGUUUAACUCAGAACAACUUUGAGAGAAUUAUCGUAUUUCUGAUCAAGCUGUUGUCGGAGGCAGACAUCGAUUCCGGCGCCGUACGAGUCGGGCUGCUCGCAUACAGUACGAUGGCGAACGUCGAGUUUAACUUAAAAACGCACAAGACUCGUCCCAGCCUUUUAAAAGCCAUCGCCAAAGUACAGUACACCGGCGGAAGUACGAAUACCGCGGACGCUCUGCGCGUCAUGCGCACGAGGAUGUUCCGGAAGCGACGAGGAGACAGAGCGACGGCAAAGAACAUUGCGCUGAUCAUCACGGACGGUGUGUCAAAUAUUCAGCAGGAUCAAACCAUUCCUCAAGCAUACCGUGUCCACAACUCCGGAAUCACUGUGUUCGGGUUGGGCAUCGGGCUUAGCGACACAAGGGAGUUAGGUCACGUCGUAUCCAAGCCGGUCUGGGAUCAUCGCAUUAUGGUGAAGAACUACUUCGAGAUGGAAGGGGUGAGAAAGCUCCUCUUCAACAGGCUUUGUUUGGUUGCAAUUCCAUCGCCAAAUGAAACUGUUGUCGUCAAGACGUCUGAUCCAGAAAGUAACCCGUUGCUGGAUGUAUUAUUCGCCUUCCACAUGUCACCUCACAGCACGGAAUCCGACCACCAACACCUGAAAUCUUUCAUGAAGUCCGUCAUCCAGCACGCCAAAAUCGACACUGGUGACGUUAGAGUGGCUUUGAUGACGUAUUCCUGGAAACCAGAAGUCAUUUACAGCUUGGACACCUUCCGUUCUUACAAAGAGGUCAUGGCAGGGAUGGACUUGAUUACGUCACAGUACAAGUCCAAAUACGUCCACACCGCUUCGGCUUUGGAGACGAUCCUAGCUCGGAUUUUUACGCGGCAGGAAGGAUCGAGGCAGAAGGCUGCACAUUUGGUGUACUUCAUCAUGAAUGCUCGCAGCAACAUCGACCAGGGCCGUGUUCCAGGCGUGGCCCGACUGCUACAGGAAGCGGAAAUCACCGUGUAUGCCGUCGGCGUGGAGUCUGCGGACAAACACGAGCUUCAAAGCAUUGCCAGUAAUCCUGGCUCUCAUUUCGUACAGCAAGUAAACUCGUACGGCCAGCUCGAAGCCGUUCGCGAAUCACUCACCGAACAAGUCUUCGCAUUGAGAAAACGGCGUCCCAGGCCUACCCGACCUCCAGCUGAAGAUCUCACGCUAGGAACAGAACAAAGUUGCUCCAAUACAGAAGCUGAUAUCGUCUUCCUGUUGGACGCCUCUACAAGCGUUACAGAUAUAAAUUUCCAGCACCAACUUGCAUUCGUGCAAGACGUCUUAGAAACCGCGGACAUCGACAACGGAAACAUCCGCGUUGGAGUCUUGACCUUCAGUAACGAUGUCUACAUUCAGUUUCAUCUGAAUGAGUUCUAUACCAAGUCAGCCCUCAUGAAAGCCAUCGCCAACGUACCGUACAAUUAUGGAAGCACGAACACGGCCAAUGCUCUAAGAACCGCAAGGGAAAUCAUGUUCACUCCGCAUAACGGAGACCGCCAUGACGUUCCGAAUUUCGCCAUCGUUCUCACAGAUGGUGUGUCGAACGUGAACUCCCUGCACACGAUUCCAGAGGCUGAUUUGGCUCGAGAAGCAGGCAUCAUUGUGUACGCUGUAGGCAUCGGACUAACAGAUAACCAGGAAAUAGACGACAUGGCCGACAAACCGCUGGAUAAACACAGGUACCUUGUCGAUGAUUUCCCAAACUUACAACAGCUGGACGAGCGAGUCUUCAACUCUAUAUGCAGACAUCAAGGAGUCCGGCUUCCCCCGCGACUUCCAGAUUUGCCUCCGGUGUGCUCCACAUCCACGGCAGAUAUCGUCAUAGCGUUAGAUGCCUCUACGAGCGUCACAGAAGAGAAUUUCGGGACGCUUCUGUCCUUCGUGCAGGAUUUCGUGCGACCGGCAGAAAUCGACAACGGAAAUGUUCGGAUCGGCAUGCUAACGUUCAGCACAGACGUCUACAUUCAGUUUCACAUGUACCAACAUCCUACCAAGGAAGGCGUUCUAAAGGCAAUAGGGAACGUUCCAUACCGCUGGGGUAGUACGAACACGGCAGACGCUCUGAAGACCGUGCGCACCACUAUGUUCAUGUAUCAGCAUGGGGACAGACCGGACGUCCGGAACAUAGUUCUGCUGAUUACGGACGGUUUGUCCAAUAUCAACUCCCGGAUGACCAUUCCGGAAGCGAACAAUCUCCGGGACCAUGGAAUAAUCGUGUUCGCCGUGGGAAUCGGCUUAUCAAACACUCGCGAACUGGAUGGCAUUGCCAACAAACCACUGGACAAAUACCGCUUUAAUGUCGAAGACUUUUCAGCUUUGCAAGAUCUUGAUCGACGGAUAUUUUCCUCCAUUUGUGUCGGUAACCUACCCACACAGCCUGUUUCCCCAUCCCGUCCGAUAUCUCCGUCUACCUGCGCGUCUGCACGUGCAGAUAUAGUCAUAGUGCUGGAUGCCUCCACCAGCGUCACGGACUUCAACUUCCAGCUCCAACUAGCCUUCGUUCAAGAUCUUUUAAAACCUGCUAGUAUCGACAAUGGUAAUGUCCGCGUCGGUGUGCUCACGUACAGCACCGACGUCUACAUCCAGUUUCACCUGAAUCAGUACAGAACGAAAGACGCCCUUCUGAAAGCCAUCGGGCAGAUUCCUUACAACCACGGCAGCACCAACACCGCCGAUGGGCUGAAGACCAUGAGGACGCAGAUGUUUGUAACUGCCAUGGGAGACCGACCGGGAGUAGAGAAUGUCGCCGUCGUUUUGACGGACGGCGUGUCCAACAUCAACUCAAGGCGUACCAUUCCUGAGGCAGACCUCGCCCGAGACCAAGGAAUCACGGUGUACGCCAUCGGUAUUGGCAUCCGAGACACACGAGAAAUUGACGGGAUUGCCAACAAGCCUUUGGAGAAAUACAGAUUUAAUGUGGAUGACUUUGCAGCCCUGAAAGACAUCGAUAGACAGAUUUACUCUGCUUUUUGUGUCUCUAAACCGCCACCCUUGCUGCCAAAACCUUCUCAAGCCUGUGUCGGAGCAGAAGCAGAUAUCGUUGUUGUUGUUGACGCUUCCACCAGUGUGACAGAGUUCAACUUCCAGCUUCAGCUGGCCUUCCUCAUGGAUCUCGUCAAAAAAGCCGACGUUCCCAACGGUAAUGUCAGAUUUGGUGUUUUGACAUUCAGCACUGACGUCUACAUCCAGUUCCAUCUGAACGAGUACAGGACCAGGGAUGACUACAUCAACGCCAUUGCUCAGAUUCCUUACAACUACGGAAGCACCAAUACUGCUGAUGGCAUAAAGACUAUGAGGACAGAGAUGUUUACCAGUAGAACUGGUGACCGACCCGGUAUUCAAAACAUUGCGGUUGUUCUAACUGACGGUGUGUCCAACAUCAACUCUCGCCGUACCAUUCCUGAAGCUGACUUAGCCCGCCAGGCAGGCAUCACAAUAUACGCCAUCGGUAUUGGCAUCCAAGAUACCCGAGAAAUCGACGGAAUUGCCAGCAGGCCUUUAGAUAAGUACCGAUUCAAUGUGGACGACUUUGAAGCUCUGCAAAACAUCGACAAGUCUCUGUUUAAGUCUCUUUGUGUUGCGGUGACACCUAAACCGACACCAAGGCCGACACCGAAACCAACACCACCUCCCACGACGCCACCUCCUAUCUUGAAAGAAUGUAUUGGCACAGAAGCUGACAUCGUUGUUGUUGUGGAUGCCUCCACCAGUGUGACAGAGUUCAACUUCCAGCUUCAGCUGGCCUUCCUCAUGGAUCUCAUCAAGAAAGCCGAUGUUCCUAAUGGCUCGGUCAGAUUUGGUGUUUUGACAUUCAGCACUGACGUCUACAUCCAGUUCCAUCUGAACGAGUACAGGACCAGGGAUGACUACAUCAACGCCCUUGCUCAGAUUCCUUACAACCAUGGCAGUACCAAUACUGCUGAUGGCUUGAAAGCUAUGAGAACACAAAUGUUUACAAGACGAAAUGGCGAUCGACCAAAUGUUCAAAACAUUGGGGUUGUUCUGACUGACGGUGUGUCCAACAUCAACUCUCGCCGUACCAUUCCCGAAGCCAAUCUAGCACGCCAGGCAGGGGUUACAUUGUAUGCCAUCGGUAUUGGCAUCCAAGACACCCGAGAAAUCGACGGAAUUGCCAACAAGCCUCUGGAUAGAUACCGAUUCAAUGUGGACGACUUUGAGGCUUUACAGUACAUUGACCAGUCGCUUUUUAAAUCUCUUUGCGUCGAAGUGACACCAAAACCGACACCAAGGCCUACGCCGAAACCAACUCCACCGCCCACGACGCCACCUCCUAUCUUGAAAGAAUGUAUUGGCACAGAAGCUGACAUCGUUGUUGUUGUGGAUGCCUCCACCAGUGUGACAGAGUUCAACUUCCAGCUUCAGCUGGCCUUCCUCAUGGAUCUCAUCAAGAAAGCCGAUGUUCCUAAUGGCUCGGUCAGAUUUGGUGUUUUGACAUUCAGCACUGAUGUCUACAUCCAGUUCCAUCUGAACGAGUACAGGACCAGGGAUGACUACAUCAACGCCCUUGCUCAGAUUCCUUACAACCAUGGCAGUACCAAUACUGCUGAUGGCUUGAAGGCUAUGAGAACACAAAUGUUUACAAGACGAAAUGGCGAUCGACCAAAUGUUCAAAACAUUGGGGUUGUUCUGACUGACGGUGUGUCCAACAUCAACUCUCGCCGUACCAUUCCCGAAGCCAAUCUAGCACGCCAGGCAGGGAUCACAUUGUAUGCCAUCGGUAUUGGCAUCCAAGACACCCGAGAAAUCGACGGAAUUGCCAACAAGCCUCUGGAUAGAUACCGAUUCAAUGUGGACGACUUUGAGGCUUUACAGUACAUUGACCAGUCGCUUUUUAAAUCUCUCUGCGUCGAAGUGACACCAAAACCGACACCAAGGCCUACGCCGAAACCAACUCCACCGCCCACGACGCCACCUCCUAUCUUGAAAGAAUGUAUUGGCACAGAAGCUGACAUCGUUGUUGUUGUGGAUGCCUCCACCAGUGUGACAGAGUUCAACUUCCAGCUUCAGCUGGCCUUCCUCAUGGAUCUCAUCAAGAAAGCCGAUGUUCCUAAUGGCUCGGUCAGAUUUGGUGUUUUGACAUUCAGCACUGAUGUCUACAUCCAGUUCCAUCUGAACGAGUACAGGACCAGGGAUGACUACAUCAACGCCCUUGCUCAGAUUCCUUACAACCAUGGCAGUACCAAUACUGCUGAUGGCUUGAAGGCUAUGAGAACACAAAUGUUUACAAGACGAAAUGGCGAUCGACCAAAUGUUCAGAACAUUGGGGUUGUUCUGACUGACGGUGUGUCCAACAUCAACUCUCGCCGUACCAUUCCCGAAGCCAAUCUAGCACGCCAGGCAGGGAUCACAUUGUAUGCCAUCGGUAUUGGCAUCCAAGACACCCGAGAAAUCGACGGAAUUGCCAACAAGCCUCUGGAUAGAUACCGAUUCAAUGUGGACGACUUUGAGGCUUUACAGUACAUUGACCAGUCGCUUUUUAAAUCUCUUUGCGUCGAAGUGACACCAAAACCGACACCAAGGCCUACGCCGAAACCAACUCCACCGCCCACGACGCCACCUCCUGUCUUGAAAGAAUGUAUUGGCACAGAAGCUGACAUCGUUGUUGUUGUGGAUGCCUCCACCAGUGUGACAGAGUUCAACUUCCAGCUUCAGCUGGCCUUCCUCAUGGAUCUCAUCAAGAAAGCCGAUGUUCCUAAUGGCUCGGUCAGAUUUGGUGUUUUGACAUUCAGCACUGACGUCUACAUCCAGUUCCAUCUGAACGAGUACAGGACCAGGGAUGACUACAUCAACGCCCUUGCUCAGAUUCCUUACAACCAUGGCAGUACCAAUACUGCUGAUGGCUUGAAGGCUAUGAGAACACAAAUGUUUACAAGACGAAAUGGCGAUCGACCAAAUGUUCAAAACAUUGGGGUUGUUCUGACUGACGGUGUGUCCAACAUCAACUCUCGCCGUACCAUUCCCGAAGCCAAUCUAGCACGCCAGGCAGGGAUCACAUUGUAUGCCAUCGGUAUUGGCAUCCAAGACACCCGAGAAAUCGACGGAAUUGCCAACAAGCCUCUGGAUAGAUACCGAUUCAAUGUGGACGACUUUGAGGCUUUACAGUACAUUGACCAGUCGCUUUUUAAAUCUCUCUGCGUCGAAGUGACACCAAAACCGACACCAAGGCCUACGCCGAAACCAACUCCACCGCCCACGACGCCACCUCCUAUCUUGAAAGAAUGUAUUGGCACAGAAGCUGACAUCGUUGUUGUUGUGGAUGCCUCCACCAGUGUGACAGAGUUCAACUUCCAGCUUCAGCUGGCCUUCCUCAUGGAUCUCAUCAAGAAAGCCGAUGUUCCUAAUGGCUCGGUCAGAUUUGGUGUUUUGACAUUCAGCACUGAUGUCUACAUCCAGUUCCAUCUGAACGAGUACAGGACCAGGGAUGACUACAUCAACGCCCUUGCUCAGAUUCCUUACAACCAUGGCAGUACCAAUACUGCUGAUGGCUUGAAGGCUAUGAGAACACAAAUGUUUACAAGACGAAAUGGCGAUCGACCAAAUGUUCAGAACAUUGGGGUUGUUCUGACUGACGGUGUGUCCAACAUCAACUCUCGCCGUACCAUUCCCGAAGCCAAUCUAGCACGCCAGGCAGGGAUCACAUUGUAUGCCAUCGGUAUUGGCAUCCAAGACACCCGAGAAAUCGACGGAAUUGCCAACAAGCCUCUGGAUAGAUACCGAUUCAAUGUGGACGACUUUGAGGCUUUACAGUACAUUGACCAGUCGCUUUUUAAAUCUCUUUGCGUCGAAGUGACACCAAAACCGACACCAAGGCCUACGCCGAAACCAACUCCACCGCCCACGACGCCACCUCCUGUCUUGAAAGAAUGUAUUGGCACAGAAGCUGACAUCGUUGUUGUUGUGGAUGCCUCCACCAGUGUGACAGAGUUCAACUUCCAGCUUCAGCUGGCCUUCCUCAUGGAUCUCAUCAAGAAAGCCGAUGUUCCUAAUGGCUCGGUCAGAUUUGGUGUUUUGACAUUCAGCACUGACGUCUACAUCCAGUUCCAUCUGAACGAGUACAGGACCAGGGAUGACUACAUCAACGCCCUUGCUCAGAUUCCUUACAACCAUGGCAGUACCAAUACUGCUGAUGGCUUGAAGGCUAUGAGAACACAAAUGUUUACAAGACGAAAUGGCGAUCGACCAAAUGUUCAAAACAUUGGGGUUGUUCUGACUGACGGUGUGUCCAACAUCAACUCUCGCCGUACCAUUCCCGAAGCCAAUCUAGCACGCCAGGCAGGGAUCACAUUGUAUGCCAUCGGUAUUGGCAUCCAAGACACCCGAGAAAUCGACGGAAUUGCCAACAAGCCUCUGGAUAGAUACCGAUUCAAUGUGGACGACUUUGAGGCUUUACAGUACAUUGACCAGUCGCUUUUUAAAUCUCUCUGCGUCGAGGUAACUCCCAAGCCAACGCCUCCCCCAACAACAACGAGAUCCCGGCCAGGUGGGAAAGAGUGCGGUUCCAGAGCGGAUAUUGUCAUUGUUCUGGAUGCAUCCACCAGCGUCACAGAGUUCAACUUCCAGCUCCAACUCGCCUUUGUUCAGGACUUGGUCAAAAACUCCGACAUCGACAGCGGUAACGUCCGUAUUGGGAUUCUCACCUAUAGCACGGAUGUCUACAUCCAGUUUCACAUGAACCAGUACAGAACUAAAAGCGAGCUCAUCACGGCCGUAGGAAACAUCCCAUACAACUACGGCAGUACCAACACGGCCGACGCUCUGAAGACCAUGAGAACUGAAAUGUUCACGAGGCAAAAUGGUGAUCGGCCAGACGUGGAGAAUAUUGGUAUAGUCAUGACUGACGGUGUGUCCAAUAUCAACUCACGAAGGACGAUCCCCGAAGGCGGCUUGGCGAGAGACGCCGGUAUUAAAAUGUACGCCAUUGGUAUUGGCAUCACUGACACACGAGAGUUGGACGGCAUCGCCUCCCGGCCACUUGAUGAUCAUCGGUUCAAAGUGGAUGACUUUGAAGCGCUGCAGAACAUAGACAAAAAGUUGUAUUUGUCCCUCUGCGUGGUGGCGACGGUACCACCUCCUCCAGUUCAAUCCUGUGUCGGGGCAGAAGCUGACAUCGUUGUUGUUGUUGACGCCUCCACCAGUGUGACAGAGUUCAACUUCCAGCUUCAGUUGGCCUUCCUCAUGGAUCUCGUCAAAAAAGCCGACGUUCCCAACGGUAAUGUCAGAUUUGGUGUUUUGACAUUCAGCACUGAAGUCUACAUCCAGUUCCAUCUGAACGAGUACAGGACCAGGGAUGACUACAUCAACGCCAUUGCUCAGAUUCCGUACAACUACGGAAGCACCAAUACCGCUGAUGGUAUUAAAACCAUGAGGACAGAGAUGUUUACAAGGCGAAAUGGAGACAGACCAAAUGUUCAGAACAUUGGGGUUGUUCUGACUGACGGUGUGUCCAACAUCAACUCUCGCCGUACCAUUCCUGAAGCUGACUUAGCCCGACAGGCAGGUAUCACAGUGUAUGCUAUCGGUAUUGGCAUCCAAGAUACCCGAGAAAUCGACGGAAUUGCCAACAAGCCUUUGGAUAAGUACCGAUUCAAUGUGGACGACUUUGAAGCUCUACAAAACAUUGACAAGUCGCUCUUCAAGUCUCUGUGUAUUGAGGUGACGACCCCUAAACCCAGGCCGACCACCCCGAAACCGACACCGCCACCGACACCGCCACCAUCACCUCAGCUGUCCUGUGUCGGAGCGGAGGCAGACAUUGUUGUUGUUGUUGACGCCUCUACCAGUGUGACAGAGUUCAACUUCCAACUUCAGUUGGCCUUCCUCAUGGAUCUUAUCAAGAAAGCCGACAUUCCCAACGGUAAUGUCAGAUUUGGUGUUUUGACAUUCAGCACUGACGUCUACAUCCAGUUCCACAUGAAUGAAUACUCGACCAGAGACGACUACAUCAACGCCCUUGCUCAGAUUCCUUACAAUUACGGAAGCACAAAUACCGCUGAUGGUAUUAAAACCAUGAGGACAGAGAUGUUUACGAGGCGAAAUGGAGACCGACCAAAUGUCCAGAACAUUGGGGUUGUUCUGACUGAUGGUGUGUCCAACAUCAACUCUCGCCGUACUAUUCCUGAAGCUGACCUAGCCCGCCAGGCCGGGAUCACAUUGUAUGCCAUCGGUAUUGGCAUCCAAGAUACCCGAGAAAUCGACGGAAUUGCCAGCAGGCCUUUGGAUAAGUACCGAUUCAAUGUGGACGACUUUGAAGCUCUGCAAAACAUUGACCAGUCUCUGUUCAAAUCACUUUGCAUUGAGAUUGAAACAACGACGACAACAACAACGACUACAACUACAACCACCACCACAACCACCACCACGACAACAACAACAACUCCUCCGCCAACACCUCUUCUAGAAUGUGUUGGAACAGAAGCUGACAUCGUGGUCGUUGUUGACGCCUCCACCAGUGUGACAGAGUUCAACUUCCAGCUUCAGUUGGCCUUCCUCAUGGAUCUGGUCAAAAAAGCCGAUGUUCCUAAUGGCGCUGUCAGAUUUGGUGUUUUAACAUUCAGCACUGACGUCUACAUCCAGUUCCACAUGAAUGAAUACACGACUAGGGACGACUACAUCAACGCCAUUGCUCAGAUUCCUUAUAACUAUGGAAGCACCAAUACCGCUGAUGGUAUUAAAACCAUGAGGACAGAGAUGUUUACAAGGCGAAAUGGAGACAGACCAAAUAUCCAGAACAUUGGGGUUGUUCUGACAGACGGCGUGUCUAACAUAAACUCUCGCCGUACCAUUCCUGAAGCUGACUUAGCCCGACAGGCAGGUAUCACAGUGUAUGCCAUCGGUAUUGGCAUCCAAGAUACCCGUGAAAUCGACGGAAUUGCCAGCAGGCCUUUGGAUAAGUACCGAUUCAAUGUGGACGACUUCGAAGCUCUACAAAACAUUGACAAGUCUCUCUUCAAGUCUCUUUGUAUUGAGGUGCAGACGCCCAAGCCGACCCCACCACCAACAACGACGACGCCUCGUCCAACCACACUUUUAGAUUGUAUUGGCAGCGAGGCUGAUAUCGUUGUUGUUGUUGACGCCUCUACCAGUGUGACAGAGUUCAACUUCCAGCUUCAGCUGGCCUUCCUCAUGGAUCUCAUCAAGAAAGCCGACAUUCCCAAUGGCGCUGUGAGGUUUGGUGUUUUAACAUUCAGCACUGACGUCUACAUCCAGUUCCACAUGAAUGAAUACAGGACCAGGGACGACUACAUCAACGCCAUUGCUCAGAUUCCUUAUAACUACGGAAGCACCAAUACCGCUGAUGGUAUUAAAACCAUGAGGACAGAGAUGUUUAGCAGACGAAAUGGAGACAGACCGAAUGUUCAGAACAUUGGGGUUGUUCUGACAGACGGUGUGUCCAACAUCAACUCUCGCCGUACCAUUCCCGAAGCUGACUUAGCCCGACAGGCAGGUAUCACAGUGUAUGCCAUCGGUAUUGGCAUCCAAGAUACCCGAGAAAUCGACGGAAUUGCCAACAAGCCUUUGGAUAAGUACCGAUUCAAUGUGGACGACUUUGAAGCUCUACAAAACAUUGAUAAAAGUCUCUUCAAAUCUCUGUGUAUUGAGGUGAAGAAGCCCAAACCAACACCGCCACCAACUACGCCCAGACCAACGCUGGAUUGUAUUGGUAGCGAGGCUGACAUCGUUGUUGUUGUUGACGCCUCUACCAGUGUGACAGAACUCAACUUCCAGCUUCAGCUGGCCUUCCUCAUGGAUCUUGUCAAGAAAGCCGACAUUCCUAACGGAGCUGUGAGGUUUGGAGUUUUGACAUACAGCACUGAUGUCUACAUCCAGUUCCAUCUGAACGAAUUUAGGACCAGGGACGACUACAUCAAUGCCAUUUCCCAGAUUCCGUACAACUACGGAAGCACCAAUACUGCAGAUGGUAUUAAAACCAUGAGGACAGAGAUGUUUAGCAGACGAAAUGGAGACAGACCGAAUGUCCAGAACAUUGCGGUUGUUCUGACAGACGGUGUGUCCAACAUCAACUCUCGCCGUACUAUUCCUGAAUCUGACUUAGCCCGCCAGGCAGGUAUCACAGUGUAUGCCAUCGGUAUUGGCAUCCAAGAUACCCGAGAAAUCGACGGAAUUGCCAACAAGCCUUUGGAUAAGUACCGAUUCAGUGUGGAUGAUUUUGAAGCUCUACAAAAUCUUGAUAAAACGCUUUUCAAGUCUCUGUGUAUUGAGGUUGAGACUCCCAAGCCAACACCCCCACCAACUACGCCAAGGCCAACGACUCUGCUGGAUUGUAUUGGUAGCGAGGCUGAUAUCGUUGUUGUUGUUGACGCCUCUACCAGUGUGACAGAACUCAACUUCCAGCUUCAGCUGGCCUUCCUCAUGGAUCUUGUCAAGAAAGCCGAUAUUCCCAAUGGAGCUGUGAGGUUUGGUGUUUUAACAUACAGCACUGAAGUCUACAUCCAGUUCCAUCUGAACGAGUACAGGACCAGGGACGACUACAUCAAUGCCAUUGCUCAGAUUCCGUACAACUACGGAAGCACCAAUACUGCAGAUGGUAUUAAAACCAUGAGGACAGAGAUGUUUAGCAGACGAAAUGGAGACAGACCAAAUGUCCAGAACAUUGCGGUUGUUCUGACAGACGGUGUGUCCAACAUCAACUCCCGCCGUACUAUUCCUGAAGCUGACUUAGCCCGCCAGGCAGGUAUCACAGUGUAUGCUAUCGGUAUUGGCAUCCAAGAUACCCGAGAAAUCGACGGAAUUGCCAACAAGCCUUUGGAUAAGUACCGAUUCAGUGUGGAUGACUUUGAAGCUCUACAAAAUAUAGAUAAAACGCUUUUCAAGUCUCUGUGUAUUGAGCCAGAGACGCCCAAACCAACCCCACCGCCAACUACACCCAGACCAACCACCUUGCAGGAUUGUAUUGGCACCGAGGCUGACAUCGUUGUUGUUGUUGACGCCUCCACCAGUGUAACAGAGUUCAACUUCCAGCUUCAGCUGGCCUUCCUCAUGGAUCUAGUGAAGAAAGCCGAUGUUCCUAAUGGCGCUGUGAGGUUUGGUGUUUUAACAUUCAGCACUGAAGUCUACAUCCAGUUCCACAUGAAUGAAUACUCGACCAGGGACGACUACAUCAACGCCAUUGCUCAGAUUCCUUACAACUACGGAAGCACCAAUACCGCUGAUGGUAUUAAAACCAUGAGGACAGAGAUGUUUAGCAGAAGAAAUGGAGACAGACCGAAUGUCCAGAACAUUGCUGUUGUUCUGACGGACGGUGUGUCCAACAUCAACUCUCGCCGUACUAUUCCUGAAGCUGACUUAGCCCGACAGGCAGGUAUCACAGUGUAUGCUAUCGGUAUUGGCAUCCAAGAUACCCGAGAAAUCGACGGAAUUGCCAACAAGCCUUUGGAUAAGUACCGAUUCAAUGUGGACGACUUUGAAGCUCUACAAAACAUUGAUAAAAGCCUUUUCAAAUCCCUCUGCAUCAACCCGGAGACACCCAGGCCCACUCCAGCACCAACCACACCUCGCCCGACCACUACACCAAUGCCGCUCCCCAGAGCUUGCAUCGGUGCGAAGGCCGACAUUGUCGUGGUGCUGGACGCAUCCACCAGUGUCACCGAGUUCAACUUCCAGCUUCAGUUGGCCUUCAUCCAGGACUUGAUCAAGCCUGCCGACAUCGACAACGGCAACGUACGAGUUGGUUUGUUGACCUACAGCACUGAGGUGUACGUUCAGUUCCAACUGAAUACCUACCGCUCCAAGGCCGACAUUAUUAAUGCCAUUAGCAGCGUUCCAUACAACUACGGUAGUACGAACACUGCAGGCGGUCUGGAAACGAUGAGGACUGAGAUGUUUAGCCAACGGAACGGCGAUCGUCCGGGCGUGAUGGACAUCGCUGUGAUCAUGACAGACGGUAUCUCCAACAUCAAUUCCCAGCGGACCAUACCGGAAGCGGAACAGGCCAGACGGGAAGGCAUCACGAUAUUCGCUAUUGGUAUCGGACUCACGGACACCCGAGAGUUGGACGGUAUUGCCAGCAAACCUCUUGAUGAGUACAGAUUUAAUGUGGAGGAUUUCGCUGCGCUGCAGGAUAUUGACAGACAACUGUAUGCCUCUAUUUGCAGCGAGCAAACCACCGUAGCAACAACAACAUUACCCACGCCUCCUCCCACGUCAGCCUUUGUUCAGCCCAUAGCGUGUGUUGGAGCUAAGGCUGACAUUGUCAUUGUGUUGGACGCUUCUACCAGCGUGACCGAGUUGAACUUCCAGCUUCAGUUGGCCUUCGUGCAAGACUUAAUGAAACCCGCCGACAUCGACAACGGGAACGUCCGCGUUGCUUUGCUGACCUACAGUACUGAGGUGUACACUCAGUUCUACUUGGACGAAUAUAACUCCAAAUCCGCCAUCAUUAACGCCAUCGGCAAUGUUCCUUACAACUACGGCAGUACCAACACCGCUGACGCUCUGAAAGCCAUGAGAACCGAGUUGUUCAGCACAGCCCGUGGGGAUCGGCCCAACGUCGACAACAUUGCCGUUGUGAUGACCGACGGCGUAUCCAACAUCAACUCCCGACGUACCAUUCCGGAGGGUAAACUCGCUAGAGAUGCUGGUAUCACUAUGUUCGCUAUCGGUAUUGGCAUCCAAGAUACCAGAGAGUUGGACGGCAUUGCCAAUCGACCAUUAGAUGAAUACAGAUUCAAUGUCGAAGACUUCGAAGCACUUCAAGACAUUGGCUGGCAGCUCUACUCGUCCAUUUGUUCUCAACCUAACAAACCGAAAACUCCUGAGCCCACAACACAGAUUUGCCUUGGAAUUGCAUUUGACAUUGUGUUUCUUCUCCCGUCUACGUCGAGCUUGACACACAAAGACUUUAAGCGCAUGCUGCACUUUGUGAUACACGUUGUGAAAACCUUAGACAUCAACAGUGGACUAGUUCGGAUCGGCCUGCUAACAUACAACACUCGAGCCAAUGUUGAAUUCUUUCUGGGACAGUACCACUCAAAGAGAACGAUUAUCAAAGCUAUCCGCAGAACGCGCCUUCCAAAAGGAGGCACAAACACCGCGGACGGCAUCCUGCGCGCUCGGCGGACCAUGUUCAGGAAGAAGAACGGAGAUCGAUUGGACGUUCCCAAUGUGUUGAUCGUGGUGACUAAUGCCUUGUCGGAUGUCAAUCCUCAUCGGACGAUUCCUCAAGCAAGCGCCGCCAAAGAGGACGGCAUCAAAGUGUUCACGGUGGGCGUGGAUUUGCCAAACCUAAGGGAGAUAAAUGCCAUUAGCAGCCAACCUUUGUCUAACCACCGCAUCCUCGUGGAGAAUUUUGACUUGCUCGACGAUGCAACAGAUGUUUUAUCUUACUACUUUUGCACGGGAACCACCAGAAGGACUAGGAGAACUCGGCCACCAAGGACAACAACAACAACAACUACACCACGUCCUACUCCACGACGUACCAGACCCACGAGUGUGACUGACAAUGCCCAGAGAUUGGGACGCAAAAAUGUUUCAAAAACUAUCAUUAUACACACUAUCGUUCGUCAGGCUACUCACCAGAUAAUCUUCCUGCUUCAGUGCCACGCCCUUAAAACUAUUCACAAACUUCAUCUCAAAACAUUCAUCUUCACAAAACGACCACAUGUUGAAAGCUGCAAAAACAACAUCGCCUUAAUGUAUAUCAAACUCAUAGGUGCAAAUGGAAGAGACGUUGUAAUCCUCUUGGACGCCUCCAUGCCUCAGAACCAGUUUAACCGGGGCAAGCAGUUCGCCAGGAACUUUGCCCAGCGGUUUAAUGUGGAUUCCGGUGACACAAGAAUAGGCCUCAUGACCUACAGUGAUUCACCAAGAAGCUGGUCUUACUUGAAUCGCUACAACAAACAAUCCGACGUUCUCUCGGGCAUUCGCAAUUUGCGGAGGACAGGAGGCCGCUCCAACACAGCCUCGGCUCUGAGGACAACCAGGACAGAUAUGUUCUCACAGGGCAAUGGGGAUCGACCUUUGGCCAACAACUUUGUGCUCCUUCUCACCUCUCAACAGUCCGUAGAUAGGAGGGACACAGUACAAGAAGCCCAGAGGCUGAGGAACGCAGGAGCCCAGGUGUACACCGUGGGUCUGGGACAGAGAGACACAAGUGAACUAGAAUCUAUCGCCACACCGCCGGGUCGAGACAACAGCUUUAAUGUUAGAUCGCCUGAUGAUAUGAACCAGGUUCCUGGCAGAGUCGUCGACGGGAUCAGGCAACUGGUGCCUGACCAACAACCUGGGACGACACUCACAGAUUCACAGACCACUCCGCAAGCACUAGUUCCAAUAUACUUCUACAUUGCCGAUUCCAUUUGUCACCUAGGCAAAAACGGAAGAGAUGUUGCCAUACUUUUGGAUGCUUCCAUGCCACAGGACCAGUUUAACCAGGGACGUCAGUUCGCCAGGAACUUUGCCCAGCGGUUUAACGUGGAUUCCGGUGACACAAGAAUUGGUGCCAUGACCUACAGUGAUUCACCAAGAAGCUGGUUUUACUUGAAUCGCUACAACAAACAAUCUGACGUUCUCUCGGGCAUUGACAACCUGCGGAGAACAGGCGGCCGCUCCAACACAGCCUCGGCUCUGAGGACAACCAGGACAGAUAUGUUCUCACAGGGCAAUGGGGAUCGACCUUUGGCCAACAACAUUGUCCUCCUUCUCACCUCUCAACAGUCUGUGGACAGGAGGGGCACAGUGCAAGAAGCCACGAGGCUGAGGAACGCAGGAGCCCAGGUGUACACCGUGGGUCUGGGACAGAGAGACACAAGUGAACUAGAUACUAUCGCCACACCGCCGGGGCGAGACAACAGCUUUAAUGUUAGAUCGCCUGAUGAUAUGAACCAGGUUCCUGGCAGAGUCGUCGACAGGAUCAGACAACUGCCUGACCAACAACCUGGGACAAAACAAACAGAUUCACAAACCACUCCGCAAACACUGGCACCAAGCAAAAACGGAAGAGAUGUUGCCAUACUUUUGGAUGCCUCCAUGCCACAGGACCAGUUUAACCAGGGACGUCAGUUCGCCAGGAACUUUGCCCAGCGGUUUAACGUGGAUUCCGGUGACACAAGAAUUGGUGCCAUGACCUACAGUGAUUCACCAAGAAGCUGGUUUUACUUGAAUCGCUACAACAAACAAUCUGACGUUCUCUCGGGCAUUGACAACCUGCGGAGAACAGGCGGCCGCUCCAACACAGCCUCGGCUCUGAGGACAACCAGGACAGAUAUGUUCUCACAGGGCAAUGGGGAUCGACCUUUGGCCAACAACAUUGUCCUCCUUCUCACCUCUCAACAGUCUGUGGACAGGAGGGGCACAGUGCAAGAAGCCACGAGGCUGAGGAACGCAGGAGCCCAGGUGUACACCGUGGGUCUGGGACAGAGAGACACAAGUGAACUAGAUACUAUCGCCACACCGCCGGGGCGAGACAACAGCUUUAAUGUUAGAUCGCCUGAUGAUAUGAACCAGGUUCCUGGCAGAGUCGUCGACAGGAUCAGACAACUGCCUGACCAACAACCUGGGACAAAACAAACAGAUUCACAAACCACUCCGCAACCACUGGCACCAAGCAAAAACGGAAGAGAUGUUGCCAUACUUUUGGAUGCCUCCAUGCCACAGGACCAGUUUAACCAGGGACGUCAGUUCGCCAGGAACUUUGCCCAGAGGUUUAACGUGGAUUCCGGUGACACAAGAAUUGGUGCCAUGACCUACAGUGAUUCACCAAGAAGCUGGUUUUACUUGAAUCGCUACAACAAACAAUCUGACGUUCUCUCGGGCAUUGACAACCUGCGGAGAACAGGCGGCCGCUCCAACACAGCCUCGGCUCUGAGGACAACCAGGACAGACAUGUUCUCACAGGCCAAUGGAGAUCGACCUUUAGCCAACGACAUUGUCCUCCUUCUCACCUCUCAACAGUCUGUGGACAGGAGGGGCACAGUGCAAGAAGCCCAGAGGCUGAGGAACGCAGGAGCCCAGGUGUACACCGUGGGUCUGGGACAGAGAGACACAAGUGAACUAGAUUCUAUCGCCACACCGCCGGGUCGAGACAACAGCUUUAAUGUUAGAUCGCCUGACGAUAUGAACCAGGUUCCUGGCAGAGUCGUCGACAGGAUCAGACAACUGCCUGACCAACAACCUGGGACAAAACAAACAGAUUCACAAACCACUCCGCAAACACUGGCACCAAGCAAAAACGGAAGAGAUGUUGCCAUACUUUUGGAUGCCUCCAUGCCACAGGACCAGUUUAACCAGGGACGUCAGUUCGCCAGGAACUUUGCCCAGAGGUUUAACGUGGAUUCCGGUGACACAAGAAUUGGUGCCAUGACCUACAGUGAUUCACCAAGAAGCUGGUUUUACUUGAAUCGCUACAACAAACAAUCUGACGUUCUCUCGGGCAUUGACAACCUGCGGAGAACAGGCGGCCGCUCCAACACAGCCUCGGCUCUGAGGACAACCAGGACAGAUAUGUUCUCACAGGGCAAUGGGGAUCGACCUUUGGCCAACAACAUUGUCCUCCUUCUCACCUCUCAACAGUCUGUGGACAGAAGGGGCACAGUGCAAGAAGCCACGAGGCUGAGGAACGCAGGAGCCCAGGUGUACACCGUGGGUCUGGGACAGAGAGACACAAGUGAACUAGAUUCUAUCGCCACACCGCCGGGUCGAGACAACAGCUUUAAUGUUAGAUCGCCUGACGAUAUGAACCAGGUUCCUGGCAGAGUCGUUGACAGGAUCAGACAGCUGCCUGACCAACAACCUGGGACAAAACAAACAGAUUCACAAACCACUCCGCAAACACUGACACCAAGCAAAAACGGAAGAGAUGUUGCCAUACUUUUGGAUGCCUCCAUGCCACAGGACCAGUUUAACCAGGGACGUCAGUUCGCCAGGAACUUUGCCCAGCGGUUUAACGUGGAUUCCGGUGACACAAGAAUUGGUGCCAUGACCUACAGUGAUUCACCAAGAAGCUGGUUUUACUUGAAUCGCUACAACAAACAAUCUGACGUUCUCUCGGGCAUUGACAACCUGCGGAGGACAGGCGGCCGCUCCAACACAGCCUCGGCUCUGAGGACAACCAGGACAGAUAUGUUCUCACAGGGCAAUGGGGAUCGACCUUUGGCCAACAACAUUGUCCUCCUUCUCACCUCUCAACAGUCUGUGGACAGAAGGGGCACAGUGCAAGAAGCCCAGAGGCUGAGGAACGCAGGAGCCCAGGUGUACACCGUGGGUCUGGGACAGAGAGACACAAGUGAACUAGAUUCUAUCGCCACACCGCCGGGUCGAGACAACAGCUUUAAUGUUAGAUCGCCUGAUGAUAUGAACCAGGUUCCCGGCAGAGUCGUCGACAGGAUCAGACAACUGCCGGAUCAACAACCUGGGACAAAACCGACGGAUUCUAAAUCGCCUCAAACUUUGGCACCCAACAAAAACGGGAGGGAUGUUGUCUUUAUUGUGGACGCAUCCAUGCCUUCAGGUCAAUUCAACCGCGCUCGGCAGUUUGCUACGGACCUUGCCAAGCGUUUUGAUGUGGACUCUGGGAACACAAGAAUCGGUGCCUUGACCUACAGCAAUUCCGCUAGACCGGAGUUCUACCUGAAUCAGUUUACCAAACAGGACGUGGUCUUAGCCGGCAUUGACGGAUUCCAGAGAACUGGUGGACAGUCGAACACAGCCGCUGGUUUGAGAUUGGCUAGAACAAAUUUUUUCUCCCAGAACAACGGAGAUAGGCCGUUGGCCAACAACAUAGCCGUUCUGUUGACCUCCAAACCCUCUCUUGACAAGUGGGACACUUUAGACGAGGCACAGAGACUGAGAAAUGAAGGGGUACAGGUAUAUCCCGUGGGCCUCGGGCAGAGAGACACGACUGAACUGGAGUCUAUCGCUUCACAGCCUGGCCCAGACAACACCUUCAAUGUACGAUCCCCCAAUGAUAUGAAACAGACUCCAGGCAAAGUGCUCGAUCGCAUCAGACAAUUACCAGACCUCGCUGAUCCUACACGGCCCACACGAGCAACAACUACUGCGGCUCCAAAAACUACCACGAUGCCCGCAACCACGACAGAAGCCCCAAGGAUGAUACCCGCAAGCGCAAAUGGCAAGGACGUCGUCAUGGUUUUGGACGCUUCUGUGUCGAGCGAACAGUUCGGACAAAUCCAGGGAUUCGCCAGGAAUUUCGCCCAGAGAUUCGACGUAGAUUCAGGAGAUUCUCGCAUCGGCGUCAUGACCUACAGCUCUUCACCAAGAACCCAGUGGAACCUCAACAGAUACAGAACUCGUUCUGACGUCGUAUCUGGUAUUAACGGUCUUCGGCGCACAGGUGGCGUGCCAGAUACAGCGACCGCUUUGAGAUCUGCCAGAACAUCCAUGUUCACUCGCCAGGCCGGAGACAGACCUUUGGCGAACAACAUUGUCUUGCUCGUGACCUCAAGGCGUUCCCGUGACCAGCGGAGCACUCGGGAAGAAGCCCGACAAUUACGUAACGCAGGAGCUACAGUUUACGUCAUUGGGCUUGACCUACCACAGACUGACGAGAUCGAGGCCAUAGCGUCUCCCCCGGGUCGGGACAAUAGCUUUAACCUGAGGAACCCUGGAGACUGGAACCGAGCGCCAAAUAACCUGGUCGACAGGAUUGUUUUAUCUGUACUCUCCUUGGUUGUGUUUAAUUGUGGGCAAGCUAAAAUGUGCUUUGAAAUGUAUUUGAGACUUGUUUUUUAUGUUUUUUGCCAUAUUUUGCUGUUAAUUCUGUCCUUUUUGUCAUGUAAAUACUGUGUUGUUCUUCCAGUACCCACAACAACAACGGAAGCUCCCAGAAUGGUACCCAGAAGCACGAAUGGCAAGGACGUCGUGAUGGUUCUGGACUCGUCUGUACCCAGUAACCAAUUCGGACAGGUUCAACAAUUUGCACGGAGGUUCGCUGAGAGAUUCGACGUCGAUUCUGGAGAUGCACGGAUUGGCCUGAUGACGUACAGCUCCUCUCCCAGGACGCAAUGGAAUCUGAAUAGGUACCGGACGCGUUCAAACGUCGUUUCGGAGAUCGACAGGCUCCGAAGCACGGGCGGAACGCCAGACACAUCGGCCGCUCUGCGCUCAGCCAGGACGUCAAUGUUUACCAGACAAGCUGGCGAUCGACCCCUUGCAAACAACAUUGUCUUGCUCGUGACGUCCAGACGUUCCCGGGACCAGCGGAGCACCCGGGAAGAAGCCCGGCAAUUACGUAACGCCGGAGCUACAGUUUACGCUAUAGGACUUGACCUACCACAGACUGACGAGAUCGAGGCCAUAGCGUCUCCCCCGGGUCGGGACAACAGCUUUAACCUGAGGAACCCUGGAGACUGGAACCGAGCGCCAAAUAAUCUGGUGGACAGAAUAGUUCAGCUUCCAGACUUGACCACGCCCAGAACAACAACAACAACAACGACAACAGCACCAAGAACCACAACCGAGGCUCCAAGGAAUGUCCCGAGAAGCACGAAUGGAAAGGACGUUGUAAUGGUAUUGGAUACCACUAUGCCCAGAGAUCAGUUCGAUCAGGUGCAGCGACUUGCCAGGAACUUUGCCGAACGAUUCGACGUCGAUUCCGGAGAUGCUAGAAUCGGAGUAGUCUCCUACGGAUCGUCUCCUAGAACGCAGUUCAACCUGAACCGCUACAAGACCCGAUCCAGCGUCGUGUACGGGAUAAACCGGAUCCGCAGUACGAGAGGCACGCCCGACACAGCGGCGGCGCUGAGGACGGCGCGGACCUCUAUGUUCACAGUGCCAUCUGGCGACAGACCUCUGGCAAACAACAUUUUGCUGCUCGUCACCUCGAAACAGUCACGUGACCAACAAGACACUCAAGACGAGGCUCGGCGGUUAAGAGAUGCUGGGGCCACCGUGUACGUGAUCGGACUUGACCUCCCUGACACUGAUGAGAUCGAGUCCAUCGCCUCACCCCCGGGGCGAGAUAACAGCUUUAACUUGAGGAGCCCUGCAGACUGGAACCGUGCCCCCAAUAAUUUGGUGGACAGGAUUGUCCAACUGCCCGAGUUGACCACCACAACGUUACCACCCACAACCACUGAGGUACCCAGAAAUGUACCAAGAAGUACAAAUGGUAAGGAUGUUGUAAUGGUGUUGGACUCCUCUGUGCCUAGCGACCAGUUCAAACUGGUUCAGCGUUUCGCUCGUGAAUUUGCUCAGAGAUUCGACGUGGAUUCCGGAGACGCCAGGGUCGGCGUAACAACGUACGGUUCCUCACCCAGGACGCAGUUUUACCUGAACCGCUACAGAAACGGCGCCGAUGUCCAAUCCGCAAUUGACAGGUUGCGACCCACCGGUGGAACGCCUAACACAGCAUCGGCCUUGCGAAGCGCACGGUCCUACCAGUUCACGCGGUCAUAUGGAGACAGGCCAUUGGCCAAUAACAUCAUGGUACUUGUGACGUCAAAAAAGUCACGUGAUCAGCGUAGUACCCAGGACGAGGCCCAGAGGCUACGUGAUGCCGGAAUCACGGUGUACACUAUCGGAAUCGACCUCCCUGAGACUGACGAGCUGGAGGCGAUUGCAUCCCCCCCGGGAGUUGAUAACAGUUUUAAUGUGAGGAACCCCACAGAGUGGAACCGAGUCCCCAACCAAUUGGUGGACAGAGUUGUUCAGUUGCCAGAUCUAACAACAACUACACGAGCAACAACAACCAGGCGAACCUAUCCCUUGCUUAACCUUUCCUUGGAUUACUACCCUUGCUUCAACAACAACGUCAACCCAAGUGUCCGUGUAUGUUUGUCCGGUGACAUUGUUUACGAAAGUUGUCUGGCAGUCUUGCAAACUUAUAUUAUAUUUGUAGGGACAACUACCACCAGACCUAGAACUACGGAAGAUCCCAGAUUGACCCAAGGACCAAGACCUAGAGGCCCGAACAUGGGAGGAAAAGACGUCGUCUUAGUACUGGACUCAUCCAUGUCUCAGGAUCAGUUUGACCAAGCCAUCAAAUUCGCCAACGAUUUCGUCAGUAAAUUCGACGUCAGCAGCGGCGAUGCACGCAUCGGUCUGUUGACAUUCAGCUCCUCUCCUAGAGUCCGCUUCCAUCUGAACCGCUACUGGACUCAAAACGUCAUCGCCGAGAACCUCAACAAUCUGGUGCGGGUGCCCGGCGACACGAACACGGCGCUGGCUCUGAGAACGGCGCGUUCCAGGAUGUUCACCAGGAACAAUGGAGAUCGUCCCUACGCCAACAACAUCCUCAUACUCAUCACCGCCAAGGACUCCAUCAACAAACAGCUGACGAUAAACGAGGCGGAAAGGGCCCAAAAUGACGGAAUUCACGUGUACACCGUUGGCUUGACCCUGCCGGACACCGAAGAACUGGAAGGAAUCGCGUCUCCACCAGCCAUUGAAAAUAGCAUUAAUAUCGGCGCCAUGAGUGAAUUGGCAGAGGUACCCGGUAUCUUACUCUACAAGAUCCAGAGACUACCAGAAAUGACCACCGUCGAGGUAACCAGACCCCCACCAGUCACGAGACCCCCAUUUAGAACUUACGCACCCUUCACAGGAGAUUGCCCGGGUAACGGCGAUAUCAUCUUCGUUCUGGAUUCUUCUGGAAGUGUUGGAGGAGAAAACUUCGACCUUGUGAAAGAUUUUGUCAUUUUCACCAUCGAGGCGUUGGACAUCGAAUCAGGGGCCUACAGAAUCGGUAUUAGUAGUUUCAGUGACUCGGCACGCAUCGAGUUCAAUCUGAACUCCUACAACAAUCGUCCGGAUCUAGAGGCAGCCAUCAAGAGAAUACCGUACGUGUAUGGUUCCACCAACACGGCUGCUGCUCUCAAUCAGGUCCGCUACACGAUGUUGACGCCGUCCUACGGAGACAGACCAGAGGUACCUAAUAUGGUGAUUCUAUUGACCGAUGGCAAGUCCAACAUCAACCCUGAGAUGACCCUUCCAGAGGCCCGAUCCCUCAAACUCACCGGUACAACCAUACUGACCAUCGCUAUUGGGUUUGAAGCCACGUCAAGAGAGCUUCAGGGUCUAGCCUCCGAACCAGUCGCAGAAAACCUCAUCUUUGUGGACGACUUUGGAGCUUUGAACAAAGUCCAGGCAGCCAUUGUCAGACCAAUCUGUACAGAUGACAACCUUUGUAACGAGGGCACGUGUCAGAAUGGUGGCACCUGCUUGGAUGGCCUUAGGAGCUUCAUCUGCGUCUGCCCACGAGGAUUCCAUGGCACCAACUGUGAAAAGAAAUGCAAUGGUCCCACGGACAUCGUCUUCAUGUUGGUUUCCUCCAGGAACGUCGGUGACCACAACUUCGAGGAGAUGAAAGGAUUCACACAGUCCGUCGUUAAAGACCUUGCCGUCGAGGAAUGUGACGUCCGCGUCGGAGUGAUGAAAUACAAUACAUUGCCCAAGAUCAUGUUCAACCUGGGCGACCACCGUGACACUGACAGCAUCCUGUCCGCCGUGGACAACAUCUACUACUCCCGUGGAGGCAACAACAUCGCUCUCGCCAUCAGGGCUCUCAGGAACAUAAUGUUCGGAAACGCACACAGAAGACAGGCCAACAGGAUCGCUUACCUGUUCGUGGACGGUCCGUCGGACAUGGAGACGGGCUACACGCUGGGAGAAGCGGAAAUGGCGCACUCCUCCGGAAUCUUCGUCGUCCCAAUCGGCAUUGAUGUCGCCAACAUGGCGGAGAUGGAGGGCAUCGCGCAUGCGCAGGGCAUUCAACCCAUCGAGGCGAAAUCAUUCGGCGAACUCAACAACUUCCAGGCGGACGUCCUGCAGCCGGUCUUCCAAGAGGAGAAUAGGUGUGAUCCUGAUCCUUGUCAGAACGGCGGAACGUGCUCAAACAAACCAAACGGGUACAAAUGCACCUGUAUGCCCGGUUUCGUCGGAGACGUCUGUCAGUUCAGCUGCAGGACAAAGUCUGACGUCGCCCUCAUCAUUGAUACCUCCCGCUACAUGUACCGUUCGCGCCUGCGCGGAGUGAAACGUUAUAUCCGUACCAUGCUACAGCGAAUGGAGUUCGGCAGCGGAGACAACGUCCGAGUAGCUGUGGUUGACUACUCUUCUAACGCCUACACACGGCUCAGUCUAGAGGCCGGAAGAGACCAGAGGAACGUCAUGGCGGCCGUAGCUUCUCUCAGGCCUCAGUACGCGGACCCUGCUGCCGACCAAGGAUUUAAAGAAGCUGCUGCCAACAUAUUCCGACAGGGAUACGGGGACAGACGGGACGCUACGAACAUUGCGAUAAUCUUCACAGCGGGAUUACGUAACCCGUCUGAUGUUAUCUUGGCAUCGGACGACCUGAAGGCACAGGGCGUUCAUGUCAUCGGGGUUGGUGUUGGUUUGUCGAACUCUGACAGGAACUACCUUGAGGACGUCGUCUCCUCCCCUGCCUCCUCUAACGCCUUCAGCGUCGAUGAUCCGGUGGACUUAGGUGGUCAUCUGGACCUCAUGGUCAAGUCUGUCUGCGAAGAUGAGGACCAGUGUGCUGAGAACCCAUGUAUGAAUGGAGGGCGCUGUGUUGACCUGAACAACGACUACAGAUGUGAAUGCCCCAGGAACUUCUGCGGACGAGACUGCCAAAAGACGGAUGUCGUGUUCUUGCUGGAUUCCUCGCGAAGCGUUGGAAGAAAGAACUUCCGGAAGAUCCAGGACUUUGUGAGCAAUAUCGUCAGCGAAUUGUCCAUCGACUCCGGCCAGAUGAGGGUCGGAAUGGCCACUUAUGGCUCCCAGCAAGUUGGCUUUUAUAUGGACAAAUACAGAUCCAAAGAGUCGUUGAGGAACGGGAUCUACGGUGUUAGCUACAUAAUGGGGGAGACGAACACGGCUGCCGGUCUGAGACUGGUUAGAAACAGGAUGUUUAACGUUAGACGGGGCGAUCGACCUGGAGUCCAAAACAUCCUGGUGUUGGUGACUGACGGUCUGUCAAAUAUCAACUCUGACGUCACGGUCAAGGCCGCUCAGUUGCUGAAGGACUCAGGAGCCCACGUCUUCACCGUUGGCGUGGGGCUAUCAGACGACUGGGAGGCUAAAGCAAUGGCCACGGAACCGGCUAACCUCAACAGCUUCGACAUCCAGGACUUUGACGCCCUGCCGUCGAUUCGCGAGGAUCUUGUCAGUGCCAUUUGCAUAGAUCCAAGUCCAUGCGCCAGUAACCCAUGUCAAAAUGGAGGAAAAUGCGUGAUUGGACUGAACAGUUACACUUGUGAAUGUCAGAAGGGUACAGUCGGUGUCCAUUGCGAAACUAUGUGUCAAGAAAGAAAGGACAUUGCCUUCAUCUUGGAUUCCUCCAGCAGCGUCGGACCCUCAAAUUACAAGAAAACACUGAUGUUCAUCCAUAAACUGGUGGAUUCACUACACAUCGGAGUGGACGCUAUGGAGUGGCCCCUGAUCACCUACAGCACAGACUCCGCCCUGGUGUUCAGUCUGAACCGAUAUGGAGACAAGGAAAGGAUUCUAAACGCCGUCGAUUUGACGCGGUACAUUCCAGGCGCCACGAACACGGCCGAUGGUUUGGCAACCGCCAGGAAGUACGUCUUCGGCGGUCUUUCUGGGGACCGCAGAGAAGCCGAUAACAUCGCCAUACUGAUAACAGACGGCGAGUCGAACGUCUUGCCGCACAGGACCGUUCCCGAGGCCGAGAAGCUGAGAGACGCCGGAGUGAAAAUCAUUGGCGUCGGCAUUGCGCUGGAAAAUUCCGACGAGUUGUCCAACAUUGUUGGGGAUACCUCCAAUAUGUUUUUGGCGGAUACCUUCAGUAGCCUUGAUGAUCUCACUGUGGACGUCACCCAGAGUUACUGCACGGGUAUUCCAGAAUAUUACGAUGAGUUCGAGGAUUAUGAAGUCGGCGGAUUUGAUUCGACAGCAGGAGGCACCAGCAGUACCGGCGGAGGUGGACGUAGAACGGGAGGAGGUGGUCGCAGAACUGGUGGAGGUGAUUCACAAACAGGCGGUGGUGGCUCGCAAACAGGCGGCACCAGUAGCACAGGAGGCGGUGGGGGCACGCGAUGGGAGUCUAGUAGCACAGGCGGUGGUGGUAUUUCCCAAACAGGCGGCGGUGGAUCACAAACAGGCGGCACCAGUAGCACAGGAGGCGGUGGUGGCACGCGAUGGGAGUCUAGUAGCACAGGCGGCGGCCGGUGGUGGUUCCAAACAGGUGGCACCAGUAGCACAGGAGGUGGUGGUGGCACGCGAUGGGAGUCUAGUAGCACAGGCGGCGGCGGCGGCGGUGGCUCACAAACAGGCGGCACCAGUAGCACAGGAGGCGGUGGUGGCACGCGAUGGGAGUCACGCACAGGCGGUACCAGUAGCACAGAUGGCGGUGGUGGUGGAGAGGCGGCGCGGCGGCUCACGAACAGGCGGCACCAGUAGCACAGGAGGCGGUGUGGCACGCGAUGGGAGUCACGCACAGGCGGCACCAGUAGCACAGGGGGUGGUGGUGGCUCACAAACAGGCGGCACCAGUAGCACAGGAGGUGGUGGUGGUACG